Sphenostylis stenocarpa is the source of this 624-nucleotide messenger RNA. Lineage: Eukaryota; Viridiplantae; Streptophyta; Magnoliopsida; Fabales; Fabaceae. The record is from the annotation of a GenBank genome assembly.
AUGUACGCUGAUCUCGUGGAGAAUGGAGGGCGGAGGUCCGUGAAGGAGCGCCUUAAUGGGAAUGGUACUAGUGGUCCUACUCGGCUGCAGCAACAGCGUCAAAUCACCGGCAAGAGAAUUGCUGUUCUCCCGCAAUUUGCUAUAGUGUUUUUGAGGUCGAGGCAAGAUGACAAGUGGGAACAUGAUCUUUUUGACGAUGGUGAACCACAGAUCACUAAUCGCAAAGUUAGUGCUCAAGAUCUACGCCUCAAGCUUCAAAGGAAAGGUCUUCAAUCUGCAUCUCAGAGUGGAAAGAGUUAUGCUCCAAACAUGCGUGAUCUCCGUGAAAGGCUAUCAGGAACAAUGACAGUACAACCUACAAAUGCUGAUCCGCCAAAAUCAAAAGUUGUUAAACCAAGCAGUAAAAAUAUUGGUGUUGAGGUCCCUGCAGUGCAGAUCAAAAGGCCAGCUGACCCAGCUCCUAAAAGGUCUCGGAAGGCUGACACUUCAAUUGAUGAAUUUUUGCGGUCCUUGGGUCUUGAAAAGUACCUCAUAACUUUUCAGGCUGAAGAAGUUGAUAUGACAGCUCUCAAUCAUAUGACUGAUGAAGAUCUCAAGGCUAUGGGCAUACCAAUGUUUCAUUGA